Paralichthys olivaceus (Japanese flounder) is the source of this 703-nucleotide messenger RNA. The record is from RefSeq and is a predicted model, not a curated record. NCBI's taxonomy places the organism in Eukaryota, Metazoa, Chordata, Actinopteri, Pleuronectiformes, Paralichthyidae.
UCGCCGCCCACUUGACGUAUACCUCCGUGGACCUCGAACCUCCGCACCGACCCGCUCUCACUCUGCUCGCCGCCGCUGGGUUGCGGUCACUCGGCCAUGGCCUCCAUCGUCUGCCGGGUCCAGUUCCUGGAGGACUCGGACCCGUUCAUCUGUACAAACUUCCCCGAACCUCGGAGACCUCCGACGGUGAAGGUGGAGGAGAACCUGCCGCUCAGCGAGCAGAUCCCCGGGAUCCACAAGCUGCUGGAGCCGCCGCUGAAGUUGGAGGAGUGCACUCUUCAGUUGUCUCCUAAUGGGAACUACCUGGACCUGGACUCGUCGUUGUCGGAGCAGAGAGACGAGCUGGAGAGUUUCUACGAAGACGUGAAAAAAGGAAAGAAGCCGAUUCUGAUCCUGAGGACUCAGCUCUCUGUUCGUGUUCACUCCAUCCUCGGAGGGAGGAAUUUCACAGACUCUCAGCUGGUGUGUGUUUGUGAUCCAGGGAUGUUCCGUCCUCAGUCCUCUCAGCUGUUGCUGCGUUUGGCCGCCGUCUAUCUUGGGUCAAAGUUUGUGGACGACUCGAGCUCGGAGAGGAAACAACAGUUUGGUGCCCUCCACCUUUAAGCUUCUGUCAGGAGGUGAAUCACAGGCACCAGGAAAGAGCCUGGAUUCUCCUCCUGACCCCCACUGUAUGUGGCAGUGUCGUUAUUUGACACCCAUCAGU